This is a messenger RNA of Tribolium castaneum (red flour beetle), 1058 nucleotides long. RefSeq lists its product as uncharacterized. The record is from RefSeq and is a predicted model, not a curated record. NCBI's taxonomy places the organism in Eukaryota, Metazoa, Arthropoda, Insecta, Coleoptera, Tenebrionidae. The coding region runs from base 177 to 1007 and encodes 276 amino acids. The transcript has 3 exons.
GCCAACCCGAAAACAACAAACAACAAAAUCACCAGAAUCUCCCAAAAUAAUUCCACCUUUCUCGCCCAAAACAGCAGAUAACGAAUUAAAAUUAUCACGAAUGUUUUUCAAUGGUUACGAGGCAAUUUUUCGUGGCGUGAAAUGGGGCUAUGAGGGCCUCCAACUGAGCGACUCCAAUGAAGAGAAACCGGAGUAUCCGAGCCCUCCCGUUGGAUAACCUCACUCUCUUCAGACACCCACCCCCAGACUCCUUGCACAAUGACAGACUAUAUUUCGGUGAGGAGGUCACGCAAGAAAGCGAGAAAACGCAAGUUUUGUCAAGCGAUGACUCGGACGUGAUCUUGGCGAGUGUAAGGGACUGGGGGAGUAAAAGCUCCUCAAGCUCCCUCAGUUGGGGCGAAGAGUACAAAAGUGAGGCUUCGAAGCAAGUCAAGGAGGAGCUGGAGCGCAUGGACCGGGUCUUGCGAGGAGAGGAACCAAUCCCCAGCCACUACGACCAAGAGGAGUACCAAGAAUGGAUGCAAUUUUUCCCCAAUUUAUGCGUUUUGGGCACAAAAACCGGCGUUUAUGUAAAUUCAGUUGAAAGCACAAACGAUUUCGAGGAAACCCUCGCCAUUCACCCUGAAGAUACCUGUGAUAAGAAGGUCGAAACAAGCGACCGGAUCAAAAAGGCUGUGAUUGACCAGAUUUACGAUAAAAUCGUCACAAAGGCGCCAAAAAUCACACUAAAUGACAGUAUUGACCUUGAUAAAUAUUUGAAAAUAUCGCCAAUAGGAGGCGCUCGCUUGCCUCGUCGCCAGUUGUCGUCUCGGUCUUUGAUGUCGUCUCAGAUUUCUUCGUCAAAGUGGCUCAAAGAAGACGAUUACAGUUCGUUGCCGUUCGUUUCGGUGCGAAAUGGACGGGCGCCACCGAAAAGCAUCCUUAAGAACAGUCUUGUGCUGCCCCCUAUCGAGUCAAGGUCAGCGCUGUCAAGCAAGAGUAUGUCAGCGCUGAGUCGUCGCAAGUGAAAUGAAUUGUAAAUCUGUGUGUAUUUAUUCAAAUAGAGCUUUAUUUUCGAA